Molecule: messenger RNA, 1802 nt
Organism: Biomphalaria glabrata
Lineage: Eukaryota; Metazoa; Mollusca; Gastropoda; Planorbidae
Product: EKC/KEOPS complex subunit TPRKB-like
Exons: 4
Coding region: 5-556 (183 amino acids)
Biological process (GO): tRNA threonylcarbamoyladenosine modification; telomere maintenance via recombination
Cellular component (GO): EKC/KEOPS complex; cytosol; nucleus
Source: RefSeq, a predicted model, not a curated record
CACUAUGGCGGCCUACCAAAAAGUAACUCAUAUGCUUUACCCUGAUACUUCUGUAACACUAGCUCUAUUUGCUAAUGUAGAAUCGUGUAAAAAUCUGAGAAAAUGCGUUAUGGAAGGAACUGUAGAAGCUGCCCUGCUUAAGACUGCUAUGAUUGUAGAUUCUUUUCAAGUUUUGGUUGCAGCAAAUAAAGCAAUCCACCUGUACCAUACUAAGUCUAUGAUGACCAAAAAUGUUCACUCGGAAAUACUCUACUGCUUGUCACCAAGUAAAAAUAUUUCAGAAUCUUUCCGAUCCUUCGGAGCAGCUGAUGGAGAAACAAGUGUUUUCGUUGCCAUUGUUAAUGAUGCAGAAGAUAGAACUCUCAAGAAGGUCACAAACAUUUUAGGCAGAGAACCUGAUUCACUCGACCUGACGUCAACUUUAUCUGAUAAAAAACUAAUAGCUAAGACCUACAGACUAACAGAUGAUGAGUUGUCUACAUUUAGUCUAUUAGAUACUUUAGUAUCAAGAGUAGCAGCCAAAGAAAUUAUUACAGCAGGCAAAGGUCAAAGUUGAUAUUGGUAUACGUUGUAGCAGAGGAUGUUUUUGUGCACACAUGAAUGGGGUGUCUGUUAUUUGUACAAUGUUAAUUUCAGAUUGCUUGUUUCUAAAAGCUGGUUUUGUAUGGAUAAAUGAUGCAGUUUAAAUGUAUUACUAUCAUACAACAUCAAUUUGAGUUUUUCAAGGCUAAGAGAAAAAAACACCUUGAUUUUUACCAAAAAAAAAACACUUUAUGUCCAAGUAAGGAUGCUAAGCUUUUUGAUUUGUAACUAUUUCUAUAUUAGAAAUGAAAAUUUGUUGGUUUCUAAUAAUCUUACCUACAAUAUCAUUUGCUAUAAUUUGAUAAGUUGAGAUAGGGAUAUAGUGAGAGAUAGAGUUUCUGUGCUUGGACUGAAAGCUGCUAUCUAUGAUGUGUACAUGGGAUCAUAAUCUAUUAUAUAUUCUUUUGUUUGCUUUAUAAUGUCCAUCAAUUUAUUUCUUUGGACUACAAUGCAUCUACAGUUUAUAUUUGAUUGUCCAUAUAUAGGUCUAAAGUAAAGUUGCAAGCUGUUGGUUAUAAUGGAAUAAUUGAACUGUUGCUUCAAUAAAUAAAAAAAAUGAUAAACAACUAAACAUAACAUGAUAAACGACAAAGUCAAAGCAUGAUAGACAUCAAGGCAUACCAUGAUGGACAACAAAACAUAACAAGAUAAAAAAUAAAUUCAUAACGUAAUAGAUAACACAUAACAAAAUCGAUAAUAAAACAUAACAUGAUAAACAAAUUGAUAACAUGAUAGACAACAAUUUCAUAACAUGAUGUACAGCAUGUUUUCUCUGUUACUUGUAAGCUCAAAGUUUUUGUUUUAUUUUUUUGACAAUAAAUUUGUAAUGUCUGCAGAUGAUAUGAGGUCUGUCUGCUAUUUGAUUGUUUUCUUGAAUGAAGUGUGUCUAGUUUUUGUUUUCUUGAAUAUGAAGAAUGUCUAAUUAUCAUAAAAUAUUUUUUUGUUUGUUUCAUUCAUUCUUUGAUAAAGAUCAGAAAAGUUGAUAUUUGUUGGGAUCAAGAUAUUUUUGUCAUCUUCAUAUUAAGUUGUCGUGUGUGUGUGUGUGUGGAACUUUUCUUUUAAAAAGCUUAUAUCAACUCUGUCUGUCUGUCUGGUAAAAGGUUUGAACAUUGGCAACAUGUAAAUAUUAUCUUCCACCAAUUCUGGUUGUCACUUUAAAGUUUCAUUUGGAAAGGUUGUAUGUUUUGAAACUCGAAGAAAAUUGUAUUUGAUCUUUGCAA